This is a messenger RNA of Acinonyx jubatus (cheetah), 6999 nucleotides long. RefSeq names its product GTP binding protein 8 (putative) (gene GTPBP8). Gene Ontology annotation, molecular function: GTPase activity; GTP binding. NCBI's taxonomy places the organism in Eukaryota, Metazoa, Chordata, Mammalia, Carnivora, Felidae. Gene Ontology annotation, cellular component: mitochondrion. The coding region runs from base 327 to 1232 and encodes 301 amino acids. The record is from RefSeq and is a predicted model, not a curated record. The transcript has 6 exons.
UGUACAUCAACAUCAACGCCAAUGAUCCGUGAGACUACCAGAUACCGCGAGGAGUAAAUGGGCCUGAAUCCACCAGAACUUCACACGUUUGCUCCUUCGUUUGACACUCAAGGGCCACACAGCCCAGGUAUCUUUUCACCUCUGUAAACCGUUAAACGGCCUCCCCACAGUGAUACACAAGUCAAAGGCACAGUAGUCAGCGGGCCUGCGUGUGAAAGUCAACCACCAGCCUCCAAUCCCCCGCCCCCACCUGCCUGCCCUGCGCCAGGAAACUCCAGCCCCCUUCUCCCUGGAAUCAAAACUCUGAAGGAAACGGGUGAGUCCAGAUGAGACUACAAUUCCCAUCAGGCGUAGCGGGAGCGGGAUCACGCACGCGCAGACCAGACGCUGGCCCUAUUGCCCAGCCGCGGGGCUUCUUGGAGAAGAAAAUGGCAAUACCGAGGCUGCGGCACGCCGUGAGGACGCUAUUUGAGGUGCCAGCGGCGCUGCGGCGCUUGAGCCGAGCUUGCAGCACGUUCCACGCCUUCACGGACGUGCUCAGGCUGCCUAAGAGACAAAUGACGAAGCUCGUGUUCCCACUGCAGGAACUCGAGCGGCAGCUCACACCAGACUCGAGGUUGGACCUUCACGUGAAGAUCUUCGACCCGAGCCUGGAGGACAUCUCCAAGGCGGAGGCCGUCUUCACGGCCACGUCCCGGAACCGCAUCAGCUACCUCAGCUCCGCGGUGCGUCUCGACCACGCCCCAGACCUCCCCAGCCCUGAGGUGUGUUUUAUAGGCAGAAGCAAUGUUGGAAAAUCCUCUCUAAUAAAAGCCCUUUUUUCACUGGUGCCAGAGGUUGAAGUCAGAGUCUCCAAAAAACCGGGGCACACAAAGAAGAUGAAUUUUUUCAAAGUUGGAAAAUAUUUUACAUUGGUGGACAUGCCAGGUUAUGGCUAUAGAGCUCCUGAAGAUUUUGUUGACAUGGUAGAGACCUAUCUAAAAGAACGAAGGAAUUUGAUGAGAACAUUUUUGUUAGUGGAUAGUGUUGUUGGAAUUCAAAAAACCGACAGUAUUGCCAUAGAAAUGUGUGAAGAAUUUGCAUUACCUUAUGUGAUGGUAUUAACAAAAAUUGACAAAUCUUCCAAGGGACAUCUUUUAAAACAAGUGCUUCAGAUCCAGAAAUUUGUUGACAGAGAGACACAAGGAUGUUUUCCUCAGUUGUUUCCUGUAAGGACCUAUCUCUCCAAAUAGACUCUCUCCAGUAAGAUAACCUGGACUUCUUUAUAUGGCAGCUGGAUCCACCAUGAGCAAAAGCAAAUGCCACAAGGCUUUGUUUUUUUCUGGGCCAGAAGUCCCUGAAUGCCACUUUUAUCACAUUCUAUUGGCCAAAACAAGUCGGAAGGGCAGCCAGAUUCAAGGAAUGGGAAAACACACUCCAGCCCUUACUGGAAGAAGCAAUAAAGACACAUUGCAAAGAGGCAUGGACACAGGGAGAAGUGAUUCAUCCUAUGGGGGCCAUUUUUAACAAUGUACUACAGUCUAAUAAACAUUUCUUUUGAAAAUUGUGGUAAAGUUCUCCUCCAAGAUGGCAAUGUAGGAAGACCCUGAACUCCCCUUCUCUCCAGAAUUACCAAAUUACACCUAUCUAUAGAGCAAUUCCUCCUGAAGAAGAACAGCUUUUGCACAACAAAAGAUAGAGAUAAUAGCAAAACCGAACAGCAAGAGAGACAGACAUCGGUAACAAAGGGAACCCCCAACCCCAAAUACUGCAAACCACAGUGGAGAGGGAAAGUACUGAGGUACUAGGAACAGAUUCCUCUGGCCUUGGGCACAGAUAAAUAAAUAAAUAAAUAAAAUCUUGGUUUAAAAGAGCAACUAGCAUAUAAAACUGAGCCCUAGAGUUCCACCAAAUGGUGGAGGAAGCUGCAGGAAUUGAAUCAGAGACUGGAGAAUGACAAGGUUUAUGUCCCUCCACCUUGAAAGCACAGACUGGAGCAGGGGCUAGUCACUAUGCCAACUUUCAGCUUCAGCGAACCCCAGGUCCUUUAAUGCACACCAGCCCCAGUCAUGCUGGGCACGGAAAGAACUUGUGGUUUAAAAGAGCAACUAGCAUAAAAAAGGCCCAAGCUCAGAACUCUACCUAAUGGUGGUGGCAGUGGGAGGGGAGCUAUUGGAACACUCUCUGGAUGGGAGGGACUGGUGGGCACAGUCUGCACUCCUCUCCAUCUUAAUAAUGUAAAUGGGAGCAGAGCCUGGGAGCCCUUGCAGGUCUGCCACCUCAGUGAGCACAGGUCCCUACCCUAUACCAGUUCUAGGCACCCUAAGUCACAGAGAAGUCGAGGUUUAAUAGAACAGUUAACAUAUAAAAGAACAAGCCCUAGAAUUCCACCAAAAGUCAAGGGAGUUGCUGAACUCUCUCCAGGUAGGAGGAGCUAGUGGAUGGGGUCUACACUCCACCUCCACCAUGAAAGCACAGACCAGUGCGUAGUCUGGGUGCCGUAACCAGCUUACCCCAAGCCUCUAGCCCACAGCAGCCCCAGCAAUCUCACCAAAGCAGCCACAGAGUGAUGCAUACCAGGACAUGCCUGAUUAGCAUUCACUACAGCUCCAGUUUUCACACCAAGGUGAUACAGCCACAAAGCACCCUGGAACACUCCAGGCCUACACCACUUCAGCCUCAGACACUUUGCUAGGGCACAUCGGGCACACAGCACUUUGGAACCUCCUGGCUGUCAUCUGUUUCCAAUCCAGUUGCCCUGCCAGGGAGUCCCCUGUGCAGAGCACCCCAGCAACACCAGGUCCAUGUUUGCUUUGGUUUCAGCCACUCCAACAGGGCACCUUCUGCUUGGAGCACCCCAAAACACCUCCACCCACACCAGCCUCAGCUCCAGUCACCUAGCCAGGGCACUUCCUGUGCUAAGCACCCUGAGACAUCACAGCUUGCAUGGAGUUCAGCUUCAGCUGCUCUGGCAGGUUGACCUCAGUGUGGAGAGCUUGGGACAACCCAGCUUGCAGCUACUUCAACUUCAGCUGUCCUGCUAGGACACAUUUUUCAUGGAGAGCCCCAGAGAUCACACUGGCCUAUGCCCACUCUAGCUUUAGCUGUCCUGCCAGAGCACCCCUCUCCCUGCAUGGGAUGCCCCCAAGACACCCUGACCUGUACUCUGCCUAGGCUCCAGUUGUCUCUGCAAGGAGCACUGUGUGGAGAGUGCUGGAACACUCAGGCUAAUACCCACUUUAACUUCAACUAUCCUGCCAAGGUGCCCUCUGUGCUUAGAGCCCCAGGUCCCCCUAGCUUGCACCCACUUUAGUUUCAGCUCUCCUGCCAGGGCACCCUCUGCACAGAGAGCCUAGGGACCUCCUGGUCCACAUACCACCUCAGCUCCAGUUGCCCUGCCAGGGCACCCUGGCUUGCACCCAUUUCAGGUUUAGCUAUCCUGCCAAGGUGUCUUCUGCAUGCUAGGGGCCUCAGGACACCCCAGUUUACACCCACUUUAGCCUUAGCUGCCUUGUCCAGGCACCUGCUUGGUGGAGACCUCAGAGACCAUACCAGUCUGCACCCACUUCGGCUUUAGCUGCCCUGACAGGGCACCCUCUUCAUGGAGAGCCAUGAGGCUCCCAGUCCACACCAGCCACAGCUCCAGCCAGUCAGCAGGUGUCACAAAGAGCCCAUAAUCUACAUAGGAGAUGACUGAACACAAGUCCAUUCCUUCAAACUUAGAAGUUGCUCUUCCACCUAAUUCAUAGAAACAAACACAGAAAUUCAAGCAAAAUGGGGAGAUAGAGGAAUAUGUACCAAAGGAAAGAAUAAGACAAAACCUCAGAAAAAGAACUAAAUGAAACAGAUAAGCAAAAUGCCUGAUAAAGAAUUUAAAGUAAUAAUCAUGAAGGUGCUCACCAGGCUGGAGAGAAGAGUGGAAGAACUAAGUGAGACCAUCUAUAAAGAAAUAGAAAAUAUAAAAAAGAAGUAAUCAGAGUUAAAGAAUAUAAUCACUGAAAUAAAAAAAAUACCCUAGAGGGAAUGAAUAGUAGAUUAGUGGAUGCAGAACUUAUCAGCAAUCUAGAAGAGAGGGUAAUGGAACUCACCCAAACUGAACAACAAAAAUAAAAAAUAUUUUUUUAACGUUUAUUUAUUAUUGAGAGGCAGAGAGACACAGAGCAUGAGCAGGGGAGGGGUAGAGAGAGGGGGAGACACAGAAUCUGAAGUAGGCUCCAGGCUCUGAGCUGGCAGCACAGAGCCCAACGCAGGGCUCGAACUCACAAACUGUGAGAUCAUGAACUGGGCCAAAGUCGGUCGCUUAACCAACUGAGCCACCCAGGCACCCCAAAAAAUAAUUUUUUUAAUUAAGGGAUCUCUUGGACAAUAUCAAGUGAAUAAACAUUCACAUUAUAGGGGGUCCAAGAAGAAGAGAGAGAGAAUGGGACAGAAAACUUAUUUGAAGAAAUAAGAACUGAAAACAUCUUUAGCGUAGGGAAGCAAAUAGACAUUGGUUCAACAAGCACAGAGUUCCAAACAAGAUGAAUCCAAGGAGGCCCAUGCCAUGACACAUAAUAACUAAGAUAUCAAAUGUUGAAGAGAGAAUUUUUAUUCAUUUUUUAUUUUUUAAUCUUUAUUUUAUUUUAGAGAGAGUGUGUGCACAAGAGAGGGGGAGAGGGGCAGAGAGAGAGAGAGAGAGAGAGAGAGAGAGGAAGAAUCUUAAGCAGACCCCAUGCUCAGCACGGAGCCCAGUGUGGGGCUAGCUCAUGCGGGGAGCCCAGUAUGGGGCUAGAUCCUAUGACCCUGGAUUCAUGACCUGAGCUGAAAUUGAGAGCCAGAUGCUCAACCACUCAGCCAGCCAGGCUCCCCAAGAGAAAAAUUUUAAAGCAGCAAAAGAGAAGCAAAAAAUUUCCCAUAAGAGAAACUCUAUAAGCUGAUUUUUUAAAAACUUUUUAAUGUUUUUAUUUAUUUUUGAGACAGAGAGAGACAGAGCAUGAGCAGGGGAGGGGCAGAGAGAGAGGGAGACACAGAAACUGAAGCAGGCUCCAGGCUCUGAGCUGUCAGCACAGAGCCUGACACGGGGCUCGAACUCACGAGCUGUGAGAUCAUGACCUGAGCUGAAAUCGGAUGCCCAACCGACUGAGCCACCCAGGUGCCCCUAUAAGCUGAUUUUUUUAGCAGAAACUUUACAGGCCAGAAGGGAGUGGCAUGAUAUAUUCAAAGUGCUGAAAGGGAAAAACCUAUAGCCAAGAAUAUUCUACCAGUCAAGAUUAUCAUCAUAUUUGAAGGAGAGAUAGGGUUACCUAGACAAACAAAAGUUAAAGGAGUUCAUCACCACUAAAUAAGCCUUAUAAGUAAUGUUAAAGAGAUUUCUUUAAGUGAAAAAGAAAUGGCCAUAAUUAGAUGAAAGAAAAUUAUGAAUAAAACAAUAUAAAAUAUGACAGCAUAUGCAUAAAACAUGGAAGAGGGAGUAAAAAAAGAAUUUUUAAAAAUGUGUUUGAACUUAAAUGAUCAUCAACUCAAUAUAGACUGCUGUAUAUUAGGAUACUAUAUAUGAACAUCAUGGUAACUGCAAACUCAAAACCUAUCAUUGAUACACAAAAAAUAAAGUGAAAGAAAGCCACACAUAACACUAUAGAAACUCAUUAAUCACAAAUGAGAGCAAGAGAAGAAGAAAGGAACAGAAAAACUACAAAAACAAUUAGAAAACGAACAACAAAAUGGCAAAAAGUAUAUUUCUAUCAAUAAUUACUUUAUUUUUUUGAAUAUUUAUUUUUGAGAGAGAAAGAGAGAGAGAGAGUGCGAGUGGGGGAAGGGCAGAGAGAGAGGGAGACACAGAAUCCUAAGCAGGCUCCAGGCUCUGAGCUGUCAGCACAGAACCUGACAGAGGGCUCGAACCCAUGAACCAUGAAAUCAUGACCUGUGCCAAAGUUAGAUGCUUAACAGAUGGAGCCACCCAGGUGCCACUCAAUAAUUACUUUAAAUUGAAAUAGCCUAGAUGUUGCAAUAGAAAGACACAGGGUGAUGGAAUGGAUAGAAAAAGAAGACCAUCCAAAUGCUGCCUACAAGAGACUCACCUCAGACCUAAAGACACACACAGGCUACAAGUGAAGGGAUGAAAAAAUAUUUACCAUCUGAUGGAAGCAAACAAAAAAAAAACCCAAAAAACAAAAACAAACAAAGCUGGAGUAGCAAAUUUUUAUCAGACAAAACAAACUUUAAAAUAAGGACUGUAACAAGAAACAAAGAAGGGCAUUACAUACUGAUAAAGGGAUCGAUGUACCAAGAGGACAUAACAGUUGUAAAUAUCAACAAACCCAACACUGAAGCACCUAAAUACAUGAAGCACAUAUUAACAGACAUAAAGAGAUAAACUGAUGGUAAUACAAUAAUAGUAGGAGACUUUAACACUCCGCAAAUAUCAAUGGAUAGUUCAUCCAGGCAGAAAAUUAACAAGAAAACAGUAUUUUUGAUUAAUGCAUUAGACCAGAUGUAUAUAACAGAUAUACAAAACAUUCCACCCAAAACAACAGAAGACACGUUGUUUUCAAGUGCAUAUGGAACAUUCUCCAGAACAGAUCACAUGUUAAACCACAAAACAAACCUCAAUAAAUUUAAGAUUGAAAUCAUACCAUGCAUAUUUUCCAACUACGAUGGCAGGAAACUAGAAAUCAAUCACAAGAAGAAAAAAACUAGAAAGAACAGAAACAUGUCGAGACUAAACAACCUAUGAGUCAACAAAGUAAUCAAAGAAGAAAUUUAAAAAUACCUGGAGAUAAAUGAUAAUUAAAAUACAACAAUCCAAAAUCUUUGGGACACAGUGAAAGCAGUUGUAACAGGGAAAUAUAUAGCAUUACAAGGCUACAUCAAAAAAUAUAAAGUUCAAAUAAGCAACUUAUUUUUGCUUAUUUAUUUCAUUUUAGAGAGAGAAAAAAAAAACACAAGCAAAGGAGAGGGGCAGAGAAAGAGAAUCUCAAGCAGGCUCCAUGCUCAGUGCAGAGCUCAAUGCAAGGCUCAAUCCUAUGACUCUGGGAUCAUGAC